This is a messenger RNA of Ochotona curzoniae (black-lipped pika), 1404 nucleotides long. It is a transcript of the gene SLC52A3, whose product is annotated as solute carrier family 52 member 3. The transcript has 5 exons. Gene Ontology annotation, biological process: riboflavin transport. Gene Ontology annotation, cellular component: plasma membrane. Gene Ontology annotation, molecular function: riboflavin transmembrane transporter activity. Bases 1 to 1404 code for a protein of 467 amino acids. NCBI's taxonomy places the organism in Eukaryota, Metazoa, Chordata, Mammalia, Lagomorpha, Ochotonidae. The record is from RefSeq and is a predicted model, not a curated record.
AUGGCCGUGCUCACACACCUGCUGGUUUGCAUCUUUGGCAUGGGCUCCUGGGUGGCCAUCAACGGUCUGUGGGUGGAGCUGCCGCUGCUGGUGACAGAGCUGCCUGAAGGCUGGAACCUGCCCUCCUACCUCACCGUGGUCAUCCAGCUGGCCAACAUCGGGCCGCUGCUGGUCAGCCUGCUGCAUCGCUUCCGGCCUGGCUGCCUCUCGGAGGUUCCUGUGAUCUUCACUGUGCUGGGGGUGGGCACCCUGGCCUGUCUGCUCAUCGCCUUCCUCUGGAACAUGACCUCCUGGCUGCAGGGCGGCCAGCACAGCGUCGCCUUCGUGGUCCUCACCUUCUUCCUGGCCCUGGUGGACUGCACCUCCUCCGUCACCUUCCUGCCCUUCAUGAGCCGCCUGCCCUCCUACUAUCUCACCACCUUCUUCGUGGGCGAAGGACUCAGCGGCCUCCUGCCUGCCCUGGUUGCUCUGGCCCAGGGCUCAGGGCUCACUGUCUGCGUCAAUGUCACAGACAAGCCGGGCACUGCCGAGGACGGCAGCAUCACGCAGGUACCCAGCGCCGUCACCUGCUGCCUGCCAGGCACCUUUGCCCCGCCCGGGGACUCCGGCAGCCACCUGCAGAGCCGCUACCUGGCAGCUCGCUUCCCGCCCCUGGUCUUCUUCCUGCUGCUCUCUUUUAUGAUGCUGUGUUGCCUCGUCGCCUUCUUCCUCCUCCAGCGCUGGCCCCGGGGCCAUGAGGCCUCUACCGAAGACCUCCUCAGCUCCCAGGUCACCCUGCAUGCCAUCCGGACGCCGGAUGAGAAACCCCCAACCCCCCUAGGCCCAGCAGACAGCAGCAAGGGUCAGGGGCACACGGAGGAGGAGAAGGCGGGCACCCCAGGGGCUGCCCAGCUGACCUUCAUCUACUCCCUGGUGGCCUUCGUCAAUGCCCUCACCAACAGCGUGCUGCCCUCCGUUCAAACCUACUCGUGCCUGUCCUACGGGCCUGUCGCCUACCACCUGUCUGCCACGCUCAGCUCCAUGGCCAACCCGCUCGCCUGCUUCCUCUCCAUGUUCCUGCCUAGCAGGUCUCUGCUGUGCCUGGGGCUCCUGGCGGUGCUGGGGACUGGAUUUGGUGCCUACAACAUGGCCAUGGCUGUGAUGAGUCCCUGUCCCCUCAUGCAGGGCCACUGGGGAGGGGAAGUCCUCAUUGUGGCCUCGUGGGUGCUCUUCACCGGCUGUCUCAGCUACGUCAAGGUGAUGUUGGGCGUGAUCCUGCGCGACCGCAGCCGCAGCGCCCUCGUGUGGUGUGGGGCGGCGGUGCAGCUGGGCUCGCUGCUCGGAGCGCUCCUCAUGUUCCCGCUGGUCAAUGUCCUGAGGCUCUUCUCGUCCGCUGACCCCUGCAGCCUGCAAUGUUCGGCCUAG